GCCCUGAGGCGCAGCGGGCGGGGAGGGCCCGGCCGCCCCUCAGCCCCCUCAGCCGAGCGCGGGCCCCGCCGACCGGGGGCUGCGCCGGGACCUGCGCUGCGGUUGUUGCUGACAGCGAAGGCCUUCCUCUUACAGCUGUUUAAAUGAGAAUGUCCCUGGCGCAAAGAGUACUGCUGACAUGGCUUUUUACGUUACUCUUCCUCAUCAUGCUGGUGCUGAAGUUGGAUGAGAAAGCACCAUGGAACUGGUUCCUCAUUUUCAUUCCAGUGUGGAUAUUCGAUACAAUUCUCCUAGUUAUGUUAAUUGUAAAAAUGGCUGGACGGUGUAAGUCUGGCUUUGACCCUCGGAACGGCUCCCAGAACAUGAAGAAGAAAGCCUGGUACCUCAUUGCAAUGCUCCUGAAAUUGGCCUUCUGCCUUGCCCUCUGCGCGAAGCUGCAGCGAUUCACCACCAUGAAACUGGCCUACGUGUUCAUCCCACUGUGGGCCCUGCUUAUCGGCGGGAUGGUGGAACUGGGAUACAAUAUCUUCUAUGUACGAAGAGACUGAGCUCUGCCAGGUGGUUUUCAGCCCAAGGAUUGGCACCAAAUUACCAGAAUAUUACCAUUUUGCCAUAAAUUUGCUCUUCAAACUAGAAAGCCAAAUAAGAAAUGGGUCAAGCUGGAGAUUUUAUCUAAAGCAGGCUGAAGACUGGAAGUAGACUUGUUCCAUUUUUUUAUUUUAAAACUAUCACAUAUGCUCUUGUAAAUAAAAGUAUUUGUUCAACAUAA
Messenger RNA from Neopelma chrysocephalum (saffron-crested tyrant-manakin), 769 nucleotides. RefSeq names its product transmembrane protein 60 (gene TMEM60). Lineage: Eukaryota; Metazoa; Chordata; Aves; Passeriformes; Pipridae. The transcript has 2 exons. Bases 144 to 548 code for a protein of 134 amino acids. The record is from RefSeq and is a predicted model, not a curated record.